CCUUGGCUACCAGGCUCCUCAGGUGGCAGCGCUUGCAGUCGGGCUACGGAGGCCGGGUUGCCAGAUUACGGGAAAGCCAUUUAAGAAGUUCCUGGAAUAAUAUUAGUCAGAGUACUAUAGGAUCUGCAGGAAGUGCCUCAAGAUAGUUGGAAAAGAAGAAUUUCUAGACUCUUCAUCAAGAUCUUCAUUUAUACAGCUGUUAAAUCCAAGGCUACUGUGGUGAAAGCAUGAAUAAAAAUACAUCUACUGUAGUAUCAUCCACUCUACUUGAAAAGGAUCCUGCCUUUCAGAUGAUUACAAUUACCAAGGAAACAGGCCUUGGUCUGAAGAUACUAGGAGGAAUUAACCGGAAUGAAGGCCCAUUGGUAUAUAUUCAGGAAAUUAUUCCUGGAGGAGACUGUUAUAAGGAUGGUCGUUUGAAACCAGGAGAUCAACUUGUCUCAGUCAACAAGGAAUCUAUGAUUGGUGUAUCAUUUGAAGAGGCAAAAAGCAUAAUUACCAGAGCCAAGUUGAGGUCAGAAUCUGCUUGGGAGAUAGCAUUCAUCAGACAAAAAUCCGACAACAUUCAGCCAGAAAAUCUGUCAUGUACAUCACUUGUAGAAGCUUCAGGAGAAUAUGGACCUCAAGCCUCAACAUUUAGUUUUUUUUCUUCUCCUCCUGAAAUACUAAUCCCAAAGACCUCAUCCACUCCCAAAACAAAUAAUGCCAUUUUACCUUCUUGUGAGAUAAAAACUGGAUACAACAAAACAGAACAGAUUCCAAUUACUUCUUCAGAAAACAGUACUGUGGGUUUGUCUAACACAGAUGUUGCUUCUACCUGGACUGAAAAUUAUGAACUACAAGAAAAGAUCUCCCUAAAUCCCUCUGUUCGCUUUAAGGCAGAGAAACUGGAAAUGGCUCUAAAUUAUCUUGGUAUUCAGCCCACAAAGGAACAACACCAAGCCCUGAGACAGCAAGUACAAGCAGACUCAAAAGGGACAGUGUCUUUUGGAGAUUUUGUCCAGGUUGCCAGAAACUUGUUUUGCUUGCAGUUGGAUGACGUAAAUGUUGGUGCACAUGAAAUUUCCAAUAUAUUAGAUUCACAGCUUCUUCCUUGUGAUUCUUUAGAAGCAGAUGAAAUGGAAAGGCUCAAGCGUGAAAGAGAUGAUGCCUUUAAAGAAGUGAAUACACUUAAGGAGAAAUUAUUGGAAUCAGAUAAGCAAAGGAAACAAUUGACAGAAGAGCUCCAGAAUGUGAAGCAAGAAGCAAAAGCUGUAGUUGAAGAAACAAGAGCCCUGCGUAGUCGGAUUCAUCUUGCUGAAGCUGCGCAGAGACAGGCACAUGGAAUGGAAAUGGACUAUGAAGAAGUGAUCCGUCUGUUAGAGGCCAAGAUUACAGAGUUAAAGGCUCAGCUUGCUGAUUAUUCUGACCAAAAUAAAGAAAGUGUUCAGGAUUUAAAAAAGAGAAUCAUGGUACUUGACUGCCAAUUACGAAAAUCAGAAAUGGCUCGAAAAACUUUUGAGGCAUCUACUGAAAAGCUUCUUCAUUUUGUAGAGGCAAUUCAAGAAGUAUUUUCUGACAAUUCUACUCCUUUAUCAAAUUUAAGUGAAAGAAGAGCUGUGUUAGCUUCUCAGACUUCCCUCACACCACUGGGAAGGAAUGGACGUAACAUCCCAGCAACGCUGGCGCUUGAGUCUAAGGAACUUGUUAAAUCUGUUCGUGCCUUACUUGAUAUGGAUUGUUUACCUUAUGGGUGGGAGGAAGCUUACACAGCAGAUGGAAUCAAGUACUUCAUCAAUCACGUAACACAGACUACAUCCUGGAUCCAUCCCGUGAUGAGUGUCCUGAAUCUGUCUCGCUCAGAGGAGAAUGAAGCGGAUUUUUCUAGAGAACUCCCCAACCAGAGAAGUUGAUGGUUUUCCUUAGGAAGUGGAGCUACAUGGAUGACGUGAGCAGAGACACAUAACAUUCAAUUCUGAGAUGCAACAGUCUAAAAUAGGAGUAAAGCAUGCACUACUUGUUGAAGUGUGAAAUGGAGAUCUGGACUUUGGGUAUUUUUGUAAAACUUUUGAUAUUUCUGUAUACAUUUAAAAAAUCAAUUGCCACUACAGUAGUUCCUUAAGAAUAGUCAUAUUUUUUGAGAUCACAUAUAAUUAGACUUUAUAAUAUAUAUACUUCUUCACAUGUAAUUAGAUCUGUCUUUGUAAUUUCAUAUGUAGUUCUUCAUAGGGUCUCAGAUACAAUGGUUUUUAUAACUGACAUAUAGAAAAAGUGUAUGAACAUAAUGAAACACCUCGUUUAUUUGAUAGUUCACUAACCUUUUAUAUUCACAUAUUAGGACCGUGAUCUUAGCAAGCUUUUUGGAAUUUAAGGGUCACAUUUAGACAUCUCAUGGGCUAAUGAAUACAACUUAUAUCUUUGUUGAGCUUUCUAAUUUACAAAAUGCUUUGCAGACCUCAUUUUCUUUAAACCAUACAACAUGCCUGUGAAGCUGAUCUGGUGGGUAUGUUUAUUCUUGGUUUUCAGUAGGGAAAUAGCAGUUCAGAGAGAGGAGGUUCCCUGUCCCAGCACCGAGACUCACUCCUAAGUCUUCUGAUUCCAUGUCCAGUCUCCCUUCCCCGACACCCUGCUGUCCCCACAGAGGGAGGUCACAGCCCAUCACGCAGGACACUGUGAUUGUGUUGAUGCAGCUGUGCAUUCCACAGAGAUUCAGAAGGCACCUCUUCAGUCGAACAUGGCCCCUCUAUAACCCCACUGUUCUUCUCCUAUAAACCCUUCCCCCUUCUCUGCACCCAAGCUUUCGCCAAGUAGGCGCGCUGUUUGUGAUAUUGUUUCAACAGAUUUCUUUCAGCAGCUCAUGUUUUUCUAAAGUGAAAGGCGUGGUUUGUCCUGUUUAGGUUGCCCUUCCAAGAGGGAUGGUUUGAGGGGAGCUGAUGAGAAGAGAGGUAUCUGUUAAAACAUUGCUGCUCUACUCGAAACAAGAUGGAAGCCUAAAGCCCAAGUCAAGCAGCCCCCAGCACUGCUGUGCAGUCCUAGAAGUCCUUAAAACAUAGUCUAAGAACCAUUCAUUGUAACCAUUUUAUAGAUGAGUAAACUGAGAUCCUAAGUCUCCUAGUCUACUGAAUUUCAUAUGGUGUAUAAUACAGAUUUAUAUGGUAAAGAUAUAUAUACAUUGUGCUCAACUAUACAUUCCUGAAUACAUUUAGGAUUUAUGAUUUAUGUCUUGAGUAAUAAUAUAAAGUCAACUCCAGACUGAUAGGUAGUCAUUAGCCAUGAGAAAUGUUUCAGGAUGGCUAGAGAAGACUUGUGUUUUGCCUGACAGCCAUUUGAGUGUUAGGAAGCUCCGGGAAGACAAGUUUUGAGAGAAGCCCCAGAGGGAGCUAUCUCCUUGCACCCCCCCAAAGGUGAAUGAGGUAUUCUGUAGGUUAGUGUCUAUAAUUGUGAAAGUACAAACUUUUUGUUUUUGUCAGAUUAAUAGUAUGAAAUAUCUCUCCCCCUGCUUGGAGAGUUUUCUAAUUUGUUUCUAGUGAGCAAAACAAAGAAGGUGCUUGAGUCACCUGAAAUCAAAGUACUUAGGCACACAGCCCACCGACAGAGAUACCUCAUCCUUUAACUGCUGUUUUGUACUACUUGCCUCCCUGUUUCUGUCAAAUACCUAGUGAAAAAGGCCUAGACAAGUGUAAUGAUAUUAUUUAUUGAGCAUUUUGUGUCAGGAAUGGUGAUGAGCAGUUUGCAUAUAUUUAUUUAUGAUCUUCUUAAAACCAUUCCAUGAAAUAGGAACUGUAAUUAUCCCCAUUUCUAAAAGAAAAAACUUAGGUUUAGAGAGUUAGUAAUCUUUGCCUAAGGGUCACAAAGCACCUAUGUGUAGAAGCUAGGGUUCAAGUCAGAUCUGUGAUUCCAGAACCUGUUCUCUAAACCACUAUGCAGAACUGCUUAGAUUCAUUGUUUAUGGGUACAAUUUAUAAAAAGGCAGAUUCUAGUUCAAUGCCGUAAGGAACUUUCUAGUAGUUCAAGCUGAUAAGAAAAGCAUUUCCCAGGAGAAAAUGAAAGCAUUGUCCCAGCAGGUUUCAGUCAAUCUGAAUUUCUUACGUGGGGAAUGUUGCUGAGGAGGUUCAGUGUGUGAAUGGACUGGACCAGUUGGCCACUCUCUCAGAUUCCCUCUUCAUAAAACUUGCGUGAUCUCUAAACCAUCAGGUCAAUGCCAUAAGAAAUGUUCAAAAAAAACAUGGUCAGGGCUUAGCAAGAAUCCUUUUCCAGUGCAAACAGGACCCUCACAUUAUGUUUUGAUGAGUAGCCAGUCUUUCUUUAACAUCAAUCAACCAUAGCAACGUGGUCAUCAUGAAGUCUUCAUUGACUCACUGGCUUGGAUUUUAGGGUUAGAAAAUCUGAAUGUUCUUACGUCCUUCCAUCUCACUUUACUAGAGUGCCCAGGUUGAGUCAUCCUUACUCACUCAUUCUCUCAAAAUAUUUAUUGAGCACCAACAAUGUCACAAGCACCGUGCUAAGCACUGUGGUGAAGUAGAACAAUUGCUAAUCAUUUCCUGGGUUCCACUUACUCUUGAUUUUAAAAAACAACAACAAAAAAGUUUUUAUGUGGCCAGAACUAAACAGCUUCUUCUUAAUUUUUGAAUUUUAAAACUAAUCUAUUUUCUUUUUAAAAAAUCAAGUACUAUGGAAGAGAAUAAAGUAAGAGAUAGCCCAUCUCACCUUCAAGAGGUAGCAGUCACUAAUACUGUGGUAAGUGAUUUUACUCAAAGGAAAUCACACUAUUAAGCAGCUUAUUUUUGACGUGUUAAUGUUGUGGUCAUCUUUUCAUGUCAAUACAUAGAUUAAUCUUUUAUUUCAAAUAUCUACAUAAAAUAUCACUACCCACAUAACCUGUAAUUUGUGUGGCCAGCAAUUUAUUGCACGCUAAAAUGUUUUAAGUUUUCUUAUUACCAACAAUGUCACAGUAAACAUUUAUAUAUUCAUUACGUCCUUUUCCUCAUAUAUCUUUGCACUCUUGUGCUAGUAUGUCUAUAGUGUGAAUACAUUCCUAAAUUUCUUGAUCAAAGCUAGGUCAAAGUUACAUUCAUUUUAAUUUUGGUAUAUAUUCAUAAAUUCUCCUCCAUAAAAGUAGGACCAGCUUACAUUACCACCAAUAGUGUAUGUGAGCCUUUUUUUUUAAUGUAUGAUAGGACUUUUUUUUAGUCCAAAGGUUCCUGUAGAUUUUCUGGGUUUUUUGUUUGUUUUUUGUUUUUGUCCUUGGAAGAAUAACCUACCUUCCACCAAGUCCAAAAACUUGAGAUUUUUAAUCAUUAGGUUUUAGAUUUCCUUUAGCAGCAGAGACUGACUUGCUGUACAGAGGAAAGUCUAGCAGUGACUAAUUCACUAUAUGUCAAACACAUCAUUACUCUUCUCUUCCUACUUUACAUGUAAUGGUGGCGAGGACCAACUUUUAAAUGAGCUAACUUGGGUGAGUAUGUUCAGUAAAGUACCAAGCACAAUACAAAUGCAUCUUCUAGUUCUUUGGGCCUCACUUUCUCUAUCUGAAUAAUAAGGAUAGUAACCCCUUGCCUUUUCCCAAACCAGUUCAACUCAGCAAACACUUCCUGAGCACCUACUACAUGCCAGGCAAAAUGUGAAAUGUGUAUGCUACGAGGCUAAAUGGUACUGAUUCUCAAAACAAGGAGCUCAUAGUCCAAAACCAUUUUUCUUUCUUUUUUUUCCCCUAAAAAACCUUUUAAAGAGGUAAGAAGUUAGGGGGUUGGUUGUUUAUUAAGAACCCCUGAAGAGCAACCCUUUAUCACUCUCUUAAAUUUGAAUAAUUCCAAAAUAAUAUUAACACCUCUUGACUGGAAAAGGAAAAAAAAGGAAGAUGCCGUAUGAAGAGCCUUUCCAAUGAUAAAUGCAAAGCAGCUGUCAAAAUAUAGAGUCAAAUGAUACUUUCAUAAAGUGUUUGAACAAUCAGAAAAUGUUAUCCUUUUUCUCGGGAGAAAUGGGACAUUUUUAUUUUCUCUGCUAACUGAAAUGCAACUUUUUGAAGAAUCAACAUGCUUGACAUUUUUACAAUGGACGUAAAGAACUGAACUAUUAUUAAAACAACUUACACACUCUAUUGCAUAUAACUUUUGAGAAAAUGAAAAGAAUCUUAAACAGAAUGUGCCUGUGGAGCUUCACUUUAGAAAUGAAAUACCCAAGGUGUUUUAACUACAACUGUCUACAUGUAAUAGUGUGUCUGCAUAAUGAUUUUGUAAAUAUUAACUACAAUUCUGUGUUUGCUUUCUUGAUACGACUUUUUACAUUUAAACUUA
Rhinopithecus roxellana (golden snub-nosed monkey) is the source of this 6272-nucleotide messenger RNA. RefSeq names its product syntaxin binding protein 4 (gene STXBP4). Gene Ontology annotation, molecular function: syntaxin binding. NCBI's taxonomy places the organism in Eukaryota, Metazoa, Chordata, Mammalia, Primates, Cercopithecidae. Gene Ontology annotation, cellular component: cytoplasmic vesicle. The record is from RefSeq and is a predicted model, not a curated record. The transcript has 18 exons. Gene Ontology annotation, biological process: regulation of insulin secretion involved in cellular response to glucose stimulus; insulin receptor signaling pathway. The coding region runs from base 228 to 1892 and encodes 554 amino acids.